Periconia digitata is the source of this 756-nucleotide messenger RNA. The record is from the annotation of a GenBank genome assembly. NCBI's taxonomy places the organism in Eukaryota, Fungi, Ascomycota, Dothideomycetes, Pleosporales, Periconiaceae.
GUUGGUCGUCCAGAUGCGUGCAAAUGACGUAUGCGCUAAAAAGCUACCUGGUCAACCGGGCCCGCCCGCAGGCCAGACGCAUGUGAACAGCUUGCUUGCUUCCUCCUUUGCAGACCUUGUCACUCUCAUCACACGACUCCGUUAUCUCUCACUCUGCGCGCCCUCUCUUGUUCAUCUGCAUCCGCUCCCAUUUCCCACUUACACCUCCCGCGUAUACUCCCAAUCACUCCUCAUCCUCUCGCACCACACUAGCCACCAUGUCGUACGCUGAUGCUGCUGCCAAGGGCCCCAAGCAGAGCCCUGAAGAAUCGCGCUCCGGCCUUGCCCGUAGUCGAGAAAUCCGACGACUCGGUCGCUUCGCUCAUCGAUGUUGACUCCCCUCACGUCUCUUCGGUGCCAUCAGACUUCGAAUCUCAAUCCGUCAAGACCGACACACAAGCCGAGCGCAUCGACCGCGAAGCUGAGGCCCGCGAAGCGCGCGAGAAGGCGCAAGCAGCCGCAGACAAGGCCAAAGCUAAGGCAGCUCGGGGAGGUCAGUACGCCAGGGCCAACAGCGACAACCCCGUUGUGCUAGGCAAUGCGUUGACGGUCGGAAUCUUCACCACCGUCAUCGGUGUUGGUGCCUACAGGAAGUACGUCCGGGACGAGCUGUCUUGGAAGGUUGUGGGUGCCUGGGCGGGUGUUGUCGGUCUGUUCGGUGUCGCCGAUUACUACGUGUCGCAAUACUUUUUCCAAAAGUACCCCCCCAAGAAAUAG